This is a messenger RNA of Pseudomyrmex gracilis, 3509 nucleotides long. It is a transcript of the gene MED24, whose product is annotated as mediator of RNA polymerase II transcription subunit 24. The record is from RefSeq and is a predicted model, not a curated record. Lineage: Eukaryota; Metazoa; Arthropoda; Insecta; Hymenoptera; Formicidae. Gene Ontology annotation, cellular component: mediator complex. Gene Ontology annotation, molecular function: transcription coregulator activity. The transcript has 11 exons. The coding region runs from base 257 to 3223 and encodes 988 amino acids.
ACGCAACUCGAGUGAGUCCGCCAAGAGCAUCGUAGUGUGGAAGCAACAAGCGAGGAGACACUGCAUUCACUUACGUGACAUCACGCUCAACUUGUGGAAGCCGGUGUUAAAAACAGAAAUUUCUUCAAAACUCACUAUUACAACGAGCUAUUACCACUUGAAUUUCAUUGGAGACUGUACACAGCUAUUGUAUCUGCAAAUUGUAAAAGAUUUUUAAUGUGAUAACAAUGUCAUAAUGUUUUAACAUAUUAACUCAAUGGAGACCAAAGUAACUAGUAAAACCAGCAGUUUAAAAGCUCUCUUGCUACGGGCAUGGCGAGAACGCUGGACUGAUCUACAAUGGGGUAUCAAUAUCAAAACAAUUCUUCCAAGAGGGGUAAGCGGUGAUGUAUAUAAUUUAGCUGACUGUAUAUUGCAGCAAGCAUUAGUGGGACCAGGACCUAAUCAGUUAGUGUUGUCAUAUUUAAAACACUCAUUAAGCUCACAGUUAGUAUCAUAUGCAGCUGUAUUACAGAGGAUAAGUAAAUAUGAUGCUUUUCACAAGCCUCAUUGUAUUGUGAGUUUAUUGGAGUUUUUGGAAUCUAUACAAGUUGGUAUUACAUGUCGUGGUAAACCUGAAGAGGACCUUUUAGCAGCAGCAGUUUUAUCAAUUGUUUACUGGCUCUUGCAAUGCUACCUACACGCGUUGGCGAAGGGUCCUCAAAAUAAUCUUCUUAAUUCUCCGAAUGAGCUAGUAGAUAAACCUGCAAACAUUUUGCAGCAGAUGCUGAAUUCAGAUUUUCUAUGUGCAAUGAUGUACUUAGCGAAAUAUGAUGAUAAAGAUUUAUAUACAGAAGUUGUGAAAAAGUGCCAAGAAAUCGAAACAUUACUAAAAUCAAGCACUCAUAAAUCCACGAUGCCAAUAGAGGAUUCUCUGAAGAAGCUGUGUAAUCUGGAAAUUGAGAGUCUUUGUCCUGAGAAAACCAAGAUGGAAUCUAUCACUUAUUGUUUGCAACCAUUUUUCGCAGUUCAGGUGUUAUUGAAUCCCUGCACUGAGACAUCCGUCUUUGUCAAUCAGCUAUUAAUGGUGCAGAGAUUGAAGAGCUAUACAAAUGCACAACUUUACUGCGAGAUAAUUCGUGCUUGUUUGAUGUGCCUGCAUAAUGCAAUAGGAACGUCUAAGGAGUCGCAAUGGGGGGCUUUCACGUUCCUAAAAGUAUCUCUUAUAUUGAAAGAGUUGCACGCAGCUAGUCUAAACGGUGACGAGAAGUUCGAGUAUUCGCAAGACAUUUUAGACGCGUUUGAGCUGUUGCUUCAGUUUACAGCGUUGCUGGAUAUGGUAGAUAACAAGUGUACGUGUAAUAGCGUGGAUAGUUUGUUAAAUGAAUUGCAGAAAGUAAACCUUGUGACGGAGAUGCAAGCAAAAGAAAUAAAUUCCAGAAGAGAGGUAGUUACAAUACCUCUGCAGAAAUUAGACAUGUCCAACACUAUGACACCGUGUAUUCCGAAGGUAAUUCUACGCGCAGAACCUCCAUUGGACGGUAUCUUGAAAACGAUGAAUGCUGAUUACACAAAAAUUCAGGAUUCCUUAUUGAACAUGUUGUUGCAUCACGUUCUAUUAGGGAAGAGCUUCGAGCUAAUGUUAGCCGUGGCAAGUGUAGAAGGAAAAUUAAAAAUUUUUGUUACCAAACUUAUCAAGUUUAACGAAUGCAGCAAACAGAUCAACGAACCUGUGAGCAGCAAAUCGGCAACAACACGAGCAAUAUUGUUCGACGUGUCUUUUCUCAUGUUAUGUUUCAUAGUGCAAACGUAUGGCUCUGACGUAGUUUUGGAAGAAGGCGGAAACUCAUUUUUUGAACAAUGGGUACGCGAAUGUAUGCCGGAACGAAAUAAGCCCAAAUCGCCCCAAAGAAUGCUACAAAGUGUAGAUCCAACGCGAGUAGACGCUCUGCUGGCGCAGAUUAAUUCACCGGAUCCCGAUUUUAAAUCGAGCAAUUUCAAGUGGCAUGUAAUGUGUCAAGCAGCAAUGGGAGCGGUGGAAGAAUUGCUGUUUGCGUGGGAAAGCGGUGUGUUAGGCGCUGGCGAUGUUAAACGAGCACUAGAUGGUUUGCGCGCGGUAGCAUGCUGUUUGCCAGUUUGCGCGGCUGCGUGGCUAUGCGCAUACAUGAGUAUCACUCAUCAGGACGCUUUGCUGAAACCUAUGAACAUGGUUCAACAGUUUCUAACGCCGCUGCCUGACGACGAGAUCCAAGACAAUCUUAAAGAGAGAUCCAGUUUAAUGUUUCAAAUUAUUCGAAAGAUGCAGUACGAUGUCCAUCCGCCUAUCCAGUCGAAAACGAAGAUACUCUCAAUGUCACACAAUAUUAUAUCACGCCAGCCAAUAUUGGAACAAUUGGAAAGUGUUUGGCAAAACAUAAAUCAACGUGGAUGGAUAACUAUACAAGCCACGCAGUCGCUGGAGUCUUUGUUAAAUACUGGUGGUUCUUUGUGGUUUGUCACGAAUAUAGUCAAGCAAGUGCUGAAGUAUCGUUAUCAGGAGGAAUUGGAUCAAGCUGUGGAUUUAGCUUUUGCAGUUUUUCAUCUCGAUAUAGAAAACUGUACUUUGGAUCUUAUAAAUCACGUAAUACCGCAGUACCUGCACAAUUCGUUACAAAGUGACGAACUUGUGGAACCUCAGUCGUCUAUCCUGGCGAAGUUGUGUGUGUACUGCAUUUUCUCCACUCUGGAGUUCAACAACUCGAGUCCCAAUAGAGGAAAUAGUCGAAAACGCACGCGACGAGAUUUGGAUGCGGACGAGUUGGAUGCUCUCGGCGUGUCUAACAAACUUUUGCGUUUGAACGAGACGGGAGAAAACGUUCCCAUGUUUGGCUCACAAAGUCCGCAGGCGCACUGCUCGAAUAACGGACAAAAAUCGAUUGUCCUGAGGGAUCCGCUUAUGACGGCGUUGAACAAUCUGUUCGUUAUAUUUGACUUCCUAGCCGGUAGAGAUGGUGAGGUGUCGCAACAGACCCACUUCAUACUUCAGUUCCUGCGUCUCACAGUACAAUGUGGAAAAGACAGAACUCGUAUAGUGCUGCAAGGGAUGCCGCAAACACUAGUACCCUGUCUUUUGAAAGCAUUGCCCGAAUCAUUCACGACUGAUAUCUUGUUAAGGCUGUACGACAUACAAAGUAUAAUUGGACGCAAAGCUGCUGCGCGAGACUUAUGUACGUUACGGAAUAUUAAUUUAAAGCCUACAAAAUAAAAACACAAGUGUGAAUUAUUGUAUUAUAUCCUGUUUUGUGCUGAUAAAUAAGAUUUAUUCGUUGAAUAAAGCGAAGAGAAGGUUUGUAUGUAUAAUAUAUACACCACACAUUUCUACUUUGUAUAUAUAAAAGUUUAAACACAAAAAAUCUACAAAGCGAAUAUAUAAAAUAUCGAAACAAAAUCCGUUUAUUUGCAAUUGAUUGAUCUACUAUACUUGUUUUUAUUUUGUUUUAUUUUUUGGAUUGUAUGUAACCGUAUUCUGAGAUUUGCGAAAUAAUACGACA